CAGGCAACAGGUGACCCCUUAUUUUAUGUAGCAGAAUGAAUGCUUCCAGGAGAUGAAAUUUGUAGACAGACAAGAACAAGUGAAAUAGAAACAAAAGAAAUGUUCCAGGCAAGCAAAACACACCUUGAUGAACUCCAGCUAAAACGUCUGGAGGAGAUGUGCAUUGUCAUUGACAAGCAGGAUCAGAUCAUUGGAGCUGAAACCAAGAAGAACUGCCACCUGAUGGAAAACAUUGAGAAGGGCCUGCUACACCGAGGCUUCAGUGUCAUCCUCUUCAACACAAAAAACCAGCUCUUGGUCCAGCAGAGAGCCGAUGCCAAGUACACGUUUCCCGGACAUUUUACAGACUCCUGUUCUAGUCAUCCUUUAUACAUGCCGGAUGAGCUGGAAGAGAAAGAUGCUCUGGGAGUGAGGAGGGCAGCCCUGAGACGUCUGCAGACUGAGCUGGGCAUCCCCCAGGAGCAGAUUUCCAUAAAGGACAUAAUUUUUAUGAAUCGAAUAUACCACAAGAGUCCUUCUGAUGGCAUCUGGGGAGACCACGAGAUUGGCUAUCUUCUGUUGGUGAGGAAAGACCUCAUGCUGAACCCAGAUACCAGGGAAGUGAGAAGCUACCGCUACAUGAGCCAGGAGGAUGUGCAGGAGCUAUUGGACAGGGGAGCCCGUGGAGAAGAGAAGAUCACCCCAUGGUUCAGAACCAUCGUAGAAGGCUUCCUGCUCUCUUGGUGGCCUUAUUUAGAGGAUGUGUCUCCAUUCAUUGAGCCUGACAAGAUACAUGGGCUGUAA
Molecule: messenger RNA, 783 nt
Organism: Peromyscus maniculatus bairdii (prairie deer mouse)
Lineage: Eukaryota; Metazoa; Chordata; Mammalia; Rodentia; Cricetidae
Product: isopentenyl-diphosphate delta-isomerase 2
Biological process (GO): isoprenoid biosynthetic process; isopentenyl diphosphate biosynthetic process
Cellular component (GO): cytoplasm
Molecular function (GO): isopentenyl-diphosphate delta-isomerase activity
Source: RefSeq, a predicted model, not a curated record